Acanthopagrus latus (yellowfin seabream) is the source of this 3199-nucleotide messenger RNA. RefSeq lists its product as uncharacterized. The record is from RefSeq and is a predicted model, not a curated record. Lineage: Eukaryota; Metazoa; Chordata; Actinopteri; Spariformes; Sparidae. Gene Ontology annotation, molecular function: protein binding. Bases 1 to 2934 code for a protein of 977 amino acids. The transcript is spliced from 17 exons.
AUGGACAACUGUGAUUUGGAGAAACUCUCCGUCUCUGGUGCGAAGCUCCAUCCAGCUUUCACACCAGAUGUCACAGACUAUAAAGUGACAGUGGAGAGCAGUGUCAACAAAGUGACCCUGGACCUGAUGACCAGUGACUGUGGAGCUUCAUACAGUAUUCUCUGCGGCGAUGGUUCCAGCACCAUUAAGCUGAAUGAUGGGUUAAACAGAGUAGAGAUCGAGGUGGUAGCUGAGGAUGGCACAAUAAAGAAGUACUGUGUGGAAAUCACCAGGCUGUCCGCAAAGAUCGCAGAACUCAGUAUUGUUCCCUUUCAUUGCAGUGCUGUCACCCUACUUCCCAAGGUGCUGGACAAAAACAUAAAAGUUACAGUGAAUGUGGAAGACAGCUCACAAGUCCCUCUGAAUUUUGGAGACACUGUGGUGGAGAUCUCGGUCUGUUCAGCAGAUGGCAGCAAUUCACAGGUGUACAAAGUGUUGGUGACGAGAGAGCUGAUUCCCAUGGCAGUGACCUUCACUGAUGAGAAGCAGCAGCUGGACUAUGAAUGUCCAGUAUCUCUGACUGCUUUAUAUAGACCUGUGUCUAUCAACCACAGUGACCCAAAGCACAUCUUCUCAAGGCCGUAUAUUGAGAUGCUGGCACGAAGAUCAAAAGUCGACCCACUUAGCGACUGUCCUCUGGGAGACGGCUGGAAGGUUGUUGAACUGGACCUCGACAGGAGGAUGUCGGCUGCUCUGGUCAAGUGCUUCUUCACUUACAGAGGAGACACGUUGCAGUAUGAGGACGGCCAGUCUCCUCUCCAUAGCUUGGAGCAGGCUGCUGUCCACUACGCCUCAGCUAUCAGACUCAGCUCCAAAGACGCCAGACUCCACUUCCUGCUGGGUGUCGUUCUGGAGGAGCAGCACUACGCUACAGAGAUGUUCGGCCUGCAGAGGAAGGCUGACAAAGAUGAUUUCAGCGAUGCCAAGUCAACGGCACGUCAGGAUGACAUCCUGGCUGUGUGCAAACUCCACGGUUACCUCGGCACACCAACCGUACAGAACCAGCUGCAGGCCUUGGAUAAAGAGUAUCAGCUGCUCAAAGAGCAGGGACAGUCCAGCAAAGCGGACUACGUCCAGACACUCUACGUCUGGCUCUCCAAGAAAACUGGCAAGGAUAACAGUGCAGCCAUGCAGGAUGAAGAGACCUCUGUCCACAGGGCCCUGAUGAAAUACCUGGAUGCCUGGUCUUUGAGUCCUGACAGCUGGGAGUACAACCUCCAUGUAGGAAGACUGCUGCUGCUGCAGGGCAGGAGCAGGGAGGCCCUGCAGCACCUCCAGAGCGGCCUGGCACUGCGCCCCCUUCAUCCUGGUCUCAGGCCUGGCUCUGAGGCCUCCGAGGACACAGAGAGGGAAGCUGCUCUGUUCUUACAGCAGGGACUGGAGCACUUUGUCAGCCAGCGCUGCAGCAAGAGCUGGGUGGAGCAGGAUCCAUCAGACCCUCUGUCCAGCCUCAGCACACAGUUCCUGCGUGGCCUUCUCAGUCUGGGCCAGCUGCAGCAGAGGAACACACUGUCUGGGAAGGCCAUGAGUGCAGAACAGGUCUAUCACACCGUAGCAGUGCUGACUGCCCAGAGUGUGAGUCAGUGUGUGUGUCGCGGCGAGGCGAGCGGGCAGCUGGAGUGGGUGCUCCUGGAUGCUCAAUUUGCCCUGCUCCAGAGGCUGAUCCAGCAGGGCGAGCGCCAGGCCAAGGCUGGCACAGAGAGGCAGUCCCUGGUGGCAAAGAGAUGCCAGGCCCUCACAGCUCUCAUACGCCUCACCUCUAUCGCCCCCUGUCAGGAGCUGCUGGACAUGCAGGAGCGGGCGUGCCAGCUCGCAGUAGUGACCACACCGCGGGACAGCCACGCCUUGUGUCUCUUGGGUCUGGCACAGCUGGCUCAAUAUGACAACAACCCAAAUGCAGACAAGUCAAAGGAAUUCAUAACUGAUGCCUGCCUCAGCUUCAAGGGCAGCAUUGAGCUGGAGGACAAGACUCAGAGUGGAGAACCACCUGAACAGCUGAGCAAACAAAAAUGGUGGCGUGACCGGCAGCAGGCUGAAAACGAGAAAGCCGCGGCACAGUCCAGCACCCCACCAGCAGGAGUGAAGGGGCCUUCUGACACCAGUGUGGCCAAGAGAGGAGCCAAGCGAGGCAGGGUAGGACCUGGACAAGGGCGGUUGGCAGCAGCUGGAACCAGAGCUCCUGUUCCCUCGUCCUCAGCCCCCACCAGGGGAGGGAAAGCCGCCCGACCUCCAGCCAAAACCCCUGCAGCCAGGGGGAGAGCUGGAGCAGCAACUAAGCCAGAUAAAUCCUUCAAACCUUCCAACAACGGUCCUAAACCCCAGCUCCCUGCCAGCAAGUCUAAACAGGACUGUUGCUCUGAUACUGCUGAUGCAGUAGAGGAGCCUACUGUGGCAGAACAGAACGUGGUAGGUCCGGUGAACCGCAGGUCUCAUACCUCACGGCUGGGUCUGGCUCGCGCCCUCUCCCGCUCUGCAGACACCCAGGACCAGGCGAAGCAGCUCUACCAGGAGGUCAUCUCCAUGGCACCGGGGGUCCACGAUGCCUACAGUGAGCUAGUUCAGCUGCUGGAGCCAUCAGACCCUCAGGCAGCAGUGGAGGUGUACUGCAGGUUCCCUCUGAAGCCUGCGGCCGAGCAGAGCUUCGACGAUGCCUACAUCUCAGGAGAGAUCGUCCGCAUACUGAUGAGGCUGGAGCAGUACGACCAUCCACAGCUGGGGCCCAGCCUUGUAGCAUACGGCAAAGUCAUGGGACUGAGCUGCAUAGAAAAAUACAUCGACAUCUUAGACGGAAAGGCCAUGAGCAAGCUGCUGAAGAGUGUCUACGCGAGGAUCCACGACAGACAGGAGGACGAUCAGGACCUGCAGGAUUUCUUCAAGUUCAAAUGCUGGAUAUGAGAACACUUGUGAACCUUUAACAAGUACCUAUAUUGAUCUUUCUGAAGUUUACUGACUAUACCAAAAGACACAUAUUUCUACUUGAGCUGAUGAUACUGACACUUUCUGUUCAUAGAUAAAGAAAUCCUCUUGACUUUAAACAUUUAAACUUGAUGGCAUAAUGAAGCCAUGCAUAUUGGAUAGAGGACACUGAGAGAAUGUCCAUCUUUUUCUCCAAAGGCAUAUUUAAUUUGAAUUCUCAAUAAAAAUGAUAUAUCAAAAGCGA